This is a messenger RNA of Grus americana (Whooping crane), 985 nucleotides long. It is a transcript of the gene NGF, whose product is annotated as nerve growth factor. Gene Ontology annotation, biological process: negative regulation of neuron apoptotic process; positive regulation of peptidyl-serine phosphorylation; nerve development. NCBI's taxonomy places the organism in Eukaryota, Metazoa, Chordata, Aves, Gruiformes, Gruidae. The record is from RefSeq and is a predicted model, not a curated record. The transcript has 2 exons. The coding region runs from base 150 to 869 and encodes 239 amino acids. Gene Ontology annotation, molecular function: nerve growth factor receptor binding; growth factor activity.
UGGAAAGGCAGAGGGAAUGUGAAUGGCUCUUCUGGCUUGGGAAAGUGUCCACGGACAGGGGUGCUACAGACUACAAAACAGCUUGGACAACCCUCCGGAUUCCCUGUACCGCUGGUGUCCAGUGAUACUGCUCUGAGGUGCAUAGCGUAAUGUCCAUGCUGUACUACACUCUGAUUGUAGCUUUUUUGAUCGGCACACAGGCAGCUCCAAAGUCAGAGGACAAUGCUCCACUGGAGUAUCCUGCAGAACAUUCCCUGCUCACUACCCACCGGAGUAACAGACACCACAUUCCCAAGGCAGCUCCACAGACAGCCCAUGGCCACUCCACUUGGACAACAGGUAGAGGAGAAGCUAUAAAUAUUACCAUGGACCCCAAAUUGUUUAAGAAGAGGCGGUUCCGGUCUCCUCGGGUGCUGUUCAGCACACAGCCCCCCCCAGUGUCAGGGCAAGGACAGAAUAUGGGAUUUCUCAGCAGUGCAGGUUCUCUCAACAGGACUGCCAGGACCAAGAGGACCACACAUCCCGUAUUACACCGGGGAGAGUUCUCAGUGUGUGACAGCGUCAGCAUGUGGGUUGGGGACAAAACCACAGCUACUGACAUUAAAGGCAAAGAGGUGACAGUGUUGGGAGAGGUCAACAUCAACAACAACAUUUUUAAGCAGUACUUUUUUGAGACCAAGUGCAGGGACCCUAAGCCAGUCUCCAGUGGGUGCCGAGGGAUCGAUGCAAAGCACUGGAACUCGUACUGCACCACAACACACACCUUUGUCAAAGCGCUGACGAUGGAGGGCAAGCAAGCAGCCUGGCGAUUUAUUCGAAUUGACACAGCCUGUGUGUGUGUGCUCAGCAGGAAGUCAGGGAGACCCUGAGAUGGAUCGAAACCCCAUGACAACAUCCUCCUACCCCCCUACCUCAAGUCUGUAAAUUAUUUUAAGUUAUAAAGGACUGCAUGGUAUAUUUAUAGUUUAUACAGUACAGAAAGAAC